Messenger RNA from Chiloscyllium plagiosum (whitespotted bambooshark), 2746 nucleotides. NCBI's taxonomy places the organism in Eukaryota, Metazoa, Chordata, Chondrichthyes, Orectolobiformes, Hemiscylliidae. The record is from RefSeq and is a predicted model, not a curated record.
AACCCAAAGAUACCAGAAAAGACUUUAGGCUUUGAGUUUCGUAGAGCUUAUUUUGACCAUGUUUUUCACAGAUGAACUGAUGACUAGUAUUCUGGCAUUAAUUGGCACAGUAACUUGUCUGUAUUAUUUUACUAAGUACAGCUGGGAGCUCCUAAUUGGUAUCAGGGUUUAUAUUUUGGCAAAAUUUUGGAGGACAAACCUAACACUCUAUGGGGAAUGGGCUGUUGUGACAGGUGCAACUGCUGGGAUUGGAAAAGCUUACGCUCAUGAGUUGGCAAGAAGAGGACUCAAUGUGGUGCUGAUCAGUCGGUCGUUGGAGAAGCUGAGAGCCACGGCAGAUGAAAUAGAACAGCAGCAUGGCAAGAAAACAAAGAUUGUUCAGGCAGAUUUUAAUCAGGGCGCUGAGAUCUACGGACCAAUUGAAGCAGCGCUGAAGGAUCUGAACAUUGGAAUCCUGGUGAACAAUGUUGGCAAAACCUACCAGGUGCUUCCAUGUUACUUUCUAGAUGUCCCAGAUGUCGAAAAGAUGACGAAAAUUGUCUUGCCUCAACUAUUGAAAAGGAAAAAAGGCAUUAUCAUCAACAUUUCUUCAGAAGCUGGGGCUCACCCACAUCCACUUAUCACCAUGUAUUCAGCUACUAAGGCCUUUGUUGACUUCUUUUCUCAAGCAUUGAAUGCAGAGUACAAGCCAAACGGGAUUAUAGUACAGUCUGUGUUGCCUCUCUUGGUCUCUACCAACUUGACGCAUGAUCAAGAAACCAAUUUAUUUGUGAAAAGAGCUGAUGACUAUGCCCAGGAAGCUCUGAAUACUGUUGGACUAACAGAGAAGACAAAUGGCUGCUUGUCCCAUGCCCUACAGCAUUUCUUCUUCGAAAGGCUGUUUCCAAGAUGGCUCCGACUGACAGAGUUCAGCAUAAAUAACAUGAAGAAACUUUCUGAAAGGAGAAAGCCGCUAGUGGAGAAGUGGAGGUGGAAACAAAAGACUGCAUAGUUGCAGUAUGAUUUGAAGGGACUUGGGUGUUAGGGGAGAGGGAGUGUACAAAUUUUUUUUAAAAAAAAUAUCAGUAUCAUUGUGUGGUUCCCUUGUCAUAUGGUGUUUAUGGUUUAGUGCAAGUCCAUCUUUAACAUUAUCCAACCAACUCUUUGGAACUUCAGAGGAAUGUUUAAAAGUAUGAAAUUAGAUAAAUUGUUUCAGAUAAGCUGGAGUGUAUUCUUACAAUUUCAAUAUAAGUUCCUAAACAUACAUGUGUAGUGAGCAGUUAGAAAUAAUUGCAGUCUGUGCAAGGUUACCUGAAGGUAGAACAGUGCAUGAUUUACCCAAAAGGACUACAAAAUCAAAUGUUACAACUGGCUUGUUAGCUCAUGUGAAAGUGUUCUGUGUCCUGUUACAUUGAACAAUUUCCUGGCAUCUAAUGUAAUCUUGCUUUAAUAACUUAGACAAUCAGAAGUAUACCUAGUUUAAAUGAUCUAUCUGAUGCAUCAAAUAAAACACCUUUUUAAUUGGGGUAUUUAAAAUGAUUCAAAACAGCUCAAAAACAAAACCUCAACACACACUUAAUACUGAAAAGUAAUGAUAGUUUAUGAAUGAAGUGGCUCUCCUAUGAAGUUUCUCCAAAGGAAGAGUUUACAAGCUUACUUUCUAAUCCAUGCUGUCCCCUGACCUGGGAAUGUUUGAAGAAAAAUCUGUGGAGAAAGGUGUUUUUUCUGGACUGUACUCUAUCAAUACUGAUCUAUCCUUCCUAAGAUUCAAAGUCCCAGACCAAAUACAGUUUUUUAAGUGGAAUCUAAGGUUUGUAUGACUGUCACACAACAUCUAUUCUUAGGAAGGCUGGAAUACAAAAGUCAACAUUCUUUUAUAAAUUUACUUUUGUACCUGUCCACUAGCUUUUGAUAACUUUAUGCUAGUAGUUUGUUUGCUCUGCAAAGCACAACCUAUACAAUUUUAAUCCCCAAAUUAUACCAGAAUCCUUCUCUAUAUUGACUAAUAAGCUAUCAUUACUCCAUGAAAACCUACAUAAUUUUCAUAUUAUCCUUGCAGAAGCCAUGUAGUUGUUCACCAUGUACACAUCAGAAUAGUUAAUAAUUCCUUCUGUUAUUGUGAACCUUAUCUGUCACUCUACAAUUGCUAAGUUUAUCUUUUUAAGUCAACUAACCAAUUGGUGCCAUUGACAUCAUGAACCUUGCCCAUAUAAAGUCUCAGUGUAACUUUUCCAAAUGUAUCCUUGUAAUCCCAGAAAGUUUUUUUUUAAACAGAUUGUGAUUAGUUUCAGACAUGGUUCACAUAGGAUGGGAAUGAGAUUUAGAUUUAGAUAAGAAAUAUUAGCAUUACAUUGAAUCUGGUUGGCCAAUUCAAAUCAAAGGAUGAAGCAAGUUCUCUCCUUAAAGCACCUGGGAAGAAUGUUGUUUGAAACAACAAAUGAAAAGCUUGAUCACUUAAGCUCAAAGUUUGACAAACAUCAUUUUAAAGUUGCUCUGCUAACCUUGAGGAGAAAGAUGGAAGUAAAAUAAGGUUGAGUUGCCUUUGGCCUCAGCACUCAAUGUAUCUGUCUGCAAAUUCUAUAUGGUUGUAAAUGGAACUUGAGGCAUGAUUACUUUAUUAGGCAUUCUGUAUAGAGUCCUUUUUAGAUUGAAUAUGCUACUUCUAUACUUUGCCUUGACUAAAAGUUAUCAAAAGUUUGAUCAACCAAAUAUUAUGCUAUAACUGUCAAAUGUUGAAUCUCACUGUAAUAAAGAGUAAUUCCAAAAA